Messenger RNA from Trichoderma citrinoviride, 696 nucleotides. RefSeq lists its product as hypothetical. Bases 1 to 696 code for a protein of 231 amino acids. The record is from RefSeq and is a predicted model, not a curated record. The transcript has 6 exons. Lineage: Eukaryota; Fungi; Ascomycota; Sordariomycetes; Hypocreales; Hypocreaceae.
AUGAUCCCCAGCUCAUUUCCCACAAGGUUGCGCUCUUUAGCCGAUCCGAGUUCCGACUCCAUCCCCAGACUGGACAAGGCCACUUGCCGGAUCCAGAAAGGAGUCGAGAAAGAUGGCUUGGAUGGCUUGAAUGAGAGCCGACUCACCAGACUAGUAAACUGCGGGCGAGGGGAAGUUGGCUCUUUGGCGGAAAAUAUCGUCUCGAUAGCGGCCAUCUCAGGCACUGUAGAGGUUGCCGCUUGUUAUGUUUCGUCAGGCUUCGUCAUUGUGCAGGUUUGGUGUAUCACGAAGAAUGGGCAAUUUGCCUACAUGCUCGGUGAGACGGUCGCCAACAAGAGUCGAUACGUAUCAGCCAGAUCCGACGCUGUGGAAUGGGACAUGCCACAGCAUGAUUUCAAGGACUCGGCGGAGAACUCCGUUACACACACCUGUACAUUAACACCAGGCUCAGAUCCGCGGGGACAGCCAUCAAACAAGGCACUCCAAUCGCAAGCCGUCUCGGCCGAGGCCGGUCGUCUUGCGAUGCUUGGACCUGAGAGCCCGGUCGCUGCACUUUUGGCUCUGAAGUCAUUACAGACCUGUAGUACGUUGGACGUGGCCGAAAGCAAAUCUGCAAGCUGCUGCUCCAUCCGGGCUGAAGAUCCGGCCAGCGACAUGUUUGAAGUCGGUGAUGCAAGCGGGGCAGCGGCAGCUUAA